Messenger RNA from Solea senegalensis (Senegalese sole), 4971 nucleotides. RefSeq names its product histone-lysine N-methyltransferase SETD1B-A-like. Lineage: Eukaryota; Metazoa; Chordata; Actinopteri; Pleuronectiformes; Soleidae. Gene Ontology annotation, cellular component: Set1C/COMPASS complex. The transcript is spliced from 18 exons. Gene Ontology annotation, molecular function: histone H3K4 methyltransferase activity; protein binding; RNA binding. The coding region runs from base 131 to 4897 and encodes 1588 amino acids. The record is from RefSeq and is a predicted model, not a curated record.
UACAGGUUCCGUGACUGUGACGUCAGGCCUGGGCGAUGACACCGUGAAUCACAGCGGCGUUCUCCGCAAUGUUGUUCCGACAAAGGGCGAGACUUUGGUUCAGUUAUGUUUCCAGGCUUUGACCAAUGUGAUGGACAGCGACAGACUGAGUCCUGAGAGAGAGACACCGCCUCACUGGAAAAGCUGCAAGUUAAUGAUCGACCCUGCUUUGACCAAAGGACUCUACAAAGUCUACCGUUAUGAUGGACAUGCGUUUAACAUCCCUGUGCAGGACUUAGGUCUUUUUCCCGUGGACUGUGUCAGAGAUCCACGCAUCAGCCGCCUGUGGAGCAAGAGCAGCAAGACCGAGCUGUCAGUGCCGAAAUUCAAGGUGGACGAGUGGUACGUCGGUCCCGUUCUCCCCAAGGAAGUGACCUUUUCCAGGUUGAAUGACAACGUGAAGGAGCCCUUCCUGACGAACAUGUGCAGCAAGUAUGGGAACACGGAGGAGGUGGAGAUAUUCUACAACCCCAAAAACAGGAAGCAUCUAGGGCUCGCGAAGGUCGUGUUCGACAGCGUGCGUGCGGCGAGGGACGCCGCCCAGCAGCUGCAUCAGACGUCAGUGAUGGGCAACAUCAUCCACGUGGAAAUCGACCCUAAAGGGGAAAACAGGGCUCGGUAUCUGCAGCUCCUCCUCCGCGGUCUCUACACGCCGUGGACGUUGCCCGUCGGCAGCAGCGAGCAGGAUCUGCAGAGCUUGGUCGACAGUUUGCCUGGCGGCAAAGCCACCCAGCAGCAGGGGAGUGUCUGCAGCCCCACCAGCAUUGCCACGCCCCUCUCUAUGGACACGGCGUACUCCAGUAUUUGGCAAGAUACACCUUGCAGCUUCAGGCUCACGCCGCGUUCUCAGGGAACGCCCCUCACGCCGUGCCUGUCCGCGACUCCUCUUUCCCAGGACUCCUGCUACUCCAGCCUUCAGGCGACUCCGGUCCUCCAGGGGGAGCCGUCCAACUUCACCGUCCACAAACACUUGAGACCAGAGCUCUGCCGUCACAAGCGCUCCAGGUACGAGCACAGAGCCGCCGGCAAAGUCUCCGACACCAAGUUCCUCCUGAAGCACUGCCCGGCGUACGUCCUCUCCUCGCAGGCGCACGCGAGCGGUCAGCAGGCGGCGCUGUGGGGCCCCGGCGCUCCGUCCUCCACUGACAACAACACAGAACCAACCUUUGACUGUCAGGACUCCAGAGACAGCAUCGCGGCUCCGUCUGACGCCGUCCCGAGCUUUGAUUUUACAGCCGAGCAGCAGCAGACUCCUGAAGACCGCGUCUUCUGUCCGUCUGUCAUCAACCGUUCGUCCAGCAGUCGGCCGGAGGUCGAGAGUCUCGACUCCCGCAUUGAAAACCUGCUGAUAAACAGCAGCCGGAGCGCCGAGCUCUCAGACGGCGAGGUUCUCUCGCAGCCGACGUCGCCCUGCUCGGCUCAGAACUCCCCAUUCUCGGACGACUCCCUCGCGUGCUCGCCUACGUCUUGUGUACCCCCGACGUCCGACCGCGUCCACGUCCGUCUCACGCCCAGUGAUGACGAAGAGGACGAGACAAGUCGAGCCGUUUCAUUCCUGACGAGGAACUCCCAGUCUCCCACUGACUUCAACACAGAUGAUGCAAAAGGGUUCCAGUCGUCAUCUCAUCCACAGGAGAAUCAUGCCACAGCUGAGGUUGAGGGACAUUUGGGUAAGAGGCCGACGCCAUCGAGGGACAACUCCUCUCUCUCUCACCUCGGCCCCAGACUUCCUCGAGCAGUUACAGCGGGAAACUCUCACCCACCUGUUCCAUCUUUCCCUUUCCCCAUUCCUCCCUUUCCUCCGUCACUCCCCCCCGUCCCCCCUCGCCUGCCAAAUGGUUCCAUCCCCAUCCCGCCUCCAGGCUGGAUCCGCCCCCCUGCGUAUCUGACAGGAAUCCCCAUUCCUCCUCCAUCGAAUCCUCCUCCGCCGCCAGCGUUUUUGGGACCGCCUCCACCUUUGAUGGUCCCGCCCUCUGUUCCGCCUCCUGUGCCCACAUACCACUUCUCUAUGUCACGCCCUCCACCGCCCUGGCCCGCUCCUCCUUUCCCCAGGUUUAACCCGUUUGUACCUCCACCACCACGACCACCACCGCCGCCGCCGCCUCUGCACGACCCUCACAAGGUCACGGUGGAAAAAGUCCUCGAGGUCGUCACGGACGAGUUGAAGUCCAUCAUUAAGAAGGACAUCGUGCGGCGGAUGAUUGAAGGCGUGUCUUUCAGGGUGUUUGAGGAGUGGUGGGACGGCCAGGAGAAGAAACAGCAGAUGCAAGUUCCUCCGGUGAAGAACGGCGUUCUGGAGCAGACGCACAAACAAAUCCACCUCCUCGGUCACAUGAGCAAAAAACCUCCUUUGCCGUCGUUCAAGGUGAAAAGGAAAACGGCGAGUGACCCUGCGUCGUUGAAAGACACAGACGGCGCGCUGUCCUCGUCCGAUGUGAAGCAGGCGGAGGACACGGCGCAGCCUGCACCUGAGGGGCCUAAACGCAGACAUGCCAGACCGCACGUGCUCGACAGUGACGACGACGGCGAAGGGGGAGGAGCGGACGAUUCGGGGCGAGGGGAAGUGACGACACCGGGCAAAGUGGACGCUGUUGUGCCAGACAGCUGUGCUUCUCCAAACCUGUCUCACAGAGAUGAUGGCGAGGAUGAUGACGACGAAGAUGACAGUAUUCAAACCCAAAUUGAGAAUGAAGUGGCACAGAAGCCCAGAGAGGGCGACGCGGCCGUCGCCUCCCACGUCCCUGACGGAUCACGCGGCGGCGCGUUGGAGUCUGUGUCAGAGUGCAGCUCCUCGGGGGAAAGUGAGCACUCCUCAGACGUCCGCUCCUCCGACUCCUUCUCCUCAGACAGCUUCGAGGACUCGUCCUGCUCAAACCUCAGUCUAGAAGAUGACGACGACGAGGAGGACGACGGGAGUUGCAUCGUGAUAUCGUCGGAGGACGAGUCGAUGGAGCUGGAGCCUCCUCUUCACUCCUCAGCUGCCCCGCUUACCCCCGGCGCUCUGCUGGAUCUCUGUCUGCAGGACGUGUCUCACACUUUCCGGCGGCGGCAACACGACGAGAACCGGUACCCGUCCUGUCCACACGACACCCGCCACUUACAGGAUCUGAUGGACCCUCAAACCAGUCGACUCCAGGAUCCACAGCCCGCGUCGCCUCUAGGAUUUACAGUUGAACCGUAUCUGGACGUGGACCUGCAGAGCCCUCAGUGGACGGUGGCGUCUCCAGAGAUCACAGAGAGCCUGAGGCCUCUCACGCCCACCGGGUGCUUGCUGGACAGCGACCCCGACCUCCUGAUAAAAAGCAAACCCACAUCUCCUGCUGUGGAGGAGGUCGAGCGGCCGCAGACGCCGGGCCGGGGCACGGAGGCUGAACCGGGAAGCGAGGACUUGUGUGAGGCCGGUGAAUACCCGCCUCUCUCACCAAUGAGCGGCGAGCUGGUUCACGUUCCCUCUGAGCCUCCUGCCGCCUCCUACCAUUUAUACCAGGAGGUACCGAAAACCCCCGGCAGGGAGGAGAGAAGCGGAUGGAGUCAGUUCAGCUCUGCGAGAGCUCCGGCAACACCAGGCAGAGAGGCGGCGCUGUCAGACGUGUGUUCGCCGCUGAGUAGCCCACCACCUGUUCCAUCUCUGUGCAGCAAUCCUUAUACAACAGCCCCGAAGACUCCUGGAAGAGACAUCGUCCUACCUCGAAGAGCAGCCGUCUACAGGAGGACAGCACGCAGCGUCGCCUCCUCUCAGGUGAUGUUAUCUGACGGGGGCUUCCCCAUGAACGCGUCCUCCUCGCCUCGCAGCCUCUCCGAUUCCUCUCUGGACGCCGCUGACGUGUUGAUCACGACGCGUGUGAGAACGGAGCCCUUACGGGGACUGGAGAACGUGCUCGGCGUUCUGCACGCGGAGAACCAGUCGUCGUUUCGGCGGAAACAGUGGAGGAGGUUAAAGAGAACGCUGCAUCGUCAGAAGUCUCUCAAAAGGAUCGCCGGUCCGUGCCGAUACCGCGGUCGCUCGCGGUGCAGGGAGCGGACGAUCCUUCACAGCGUUUGGACGGAGGGUCUGGAUGAAGAAGAUGCGAGGCUGCUGCGGUGCACGUACGACAGGCUGCAGGAGCACGAUAACGGCUUUGGAUGGCUCAAUGACACAGUCUGGAUCCCCCACCCUCUCACUAAAGUGGUCACAGAGAACAGAGAGGAAGAGCAACACUGGUGGCCGAAGCACAGAAGCGGCUGCGCUCGCUGCGAAGGUUUCUAUCAAAUCAGCAGGAAGGACAAACUGAAAUACCUCAGACUGACGGAGCCGGGCGCUGAGCUUCCGUCCACCAGCUCUCAGGGAACGUCGGUGCGCGCCGGGUCUGACUUCAGGUCUGAACAGCGCCGCCUGCUGUCCUCUUUCAGCUGCGACAGUGACCUGGUUAAGUUCAACCAGCUGAAGUUUCGAAAGAAGAGGAUCUGUUUCAGCCGCAGCCACAUCCAUGAGUGGGGGCUGUUUGCCAUGGAGCCGAUCGCAGCAGAUGAGAUGGUGAUUGAGUACGUGGGUCAAAUCAUCAGACAGGUCAUCGCCGACAUGAGGGAGCAGAAAUACGAGGAGCAGGGCAUCGGGAGCAGCUAUUUGUUCCGGGUGGAUCAGGACACCAUCAUCGAUGCCACCAAAUGUGGGAAUUUGGCCAGAUUUAUCAACCACAGCUGCAAUCCUAAUUGCUACGCUAAGAUCAUCACCGUGGAGUCUCAGAAGAAGAUAGUGAUAUACUCCCGGCAGACGAUAAGCGUCAACGAGGAGCUCACGUACGACUACAAGUUCCCCAUCGAGGACACAAAGAUUCCUUGCCUGUGUGGAGCAGAAGGCUGCCGCGGCACCUUGAACUGACCUCUCGCGACGAACCGUCACGCGCUGAAGAAGGAAAAACACACAGACUCUGCACGUGUAGCCAUACAACUGUU